UCUCACAAAAUCUUCAUAGCACUAGAGUGUUCUGGAAGGAAACACACACGAGGCCACCCCUCUCUUCUCCCCUAUAAAUCCCAAGCCCCUCUGCCUUCAUCCUCACACACUUGACCACCCGUACAAAGGAACACACACACAACACACAAUCGAAAUCCACAGAGAAAGAAAAGAUCCGGCAAUGGCGGGCGAGAAGAAGGGCCUGACGCUGCUGGACUUCUGGGUGAGCCCGUUCGGGCAGCGGGUCCGGAUCGCGCUGGAGGAGAAGGCGCUCCCCUACGAGUACGUGGAAGAGAACCUCCUGGCCGGCAAGAGCGAGCUCCUCCUCCGGUCCAACCCGGUCCACAAGAAGAUCCCCUGCCUCCUCCACGACGGCCGCCCCGUCAACGAGUCCCUCAUCAUCGUCCAGUACCUCGACGAAGCCUUCCCCGACACCCGCCAGCUUCUUCCCCCCCACGCCGCCGCCGACCCUUACGCGCGCGCGCAGGCCAGGUUCUGGGCCGACUACGUCGACAAGAAGGUCUACGACUGCGGCACCCGGCUCUGGAAGCUCAAGGGGGAACCCCAGGUGCAGGCGCGGGAGGAGAUGAAGGAGAUUCUGAGGACCCUGGAGGCGGAGCUCGGGGAGAAGGAGUUUUUCGGUGGGGAACACGGGUUCGGGUUCGUGGAUGCCGCCUUCGCGCCGUUCACGGCGUGGUUCCAUAGCUAUGAGAAGUUCGGGGAGUUCUCCUUGGAGGAGGUUGCGCCGAAGCUGGCGGCGUGGGCGAAGCGGUGCGGCCAGCGGGAGAGCGUCGCCAAGAGCCUCUACUCGCCGGAGAAGGUGUAUGAGUUCAUCGGCGUGCUCAAGAAGAAGUACGGCGUCGAGUAAGCUGCCUGCCGGUUUGGGGGUAAACAAAAAAUUUAGCGGUUCGGUGCGUGUGAUGCGUGAGGAUUUGUUAAGAUUUGUUGUUGUUCGUGGAGUGGAGCGUUCGUGUGGGUAGCGGUUGUUUGGUUGCGUGUGUGUUUUGGGUCCGUGCCGCGUGUUGUGUUGUGGGGGAAGCAUCGAGUUGCCUCCUGAUUCUAUUGCGGGGAAUAAUAAAGGCUUUGCCGUUUUGGUGAUGAC
Brachypodium distachyon (stiff brome) is the source of this 1102-nucleotide messenger RNA. RefSeq names its product probable glutathione S-transferase GSTU1. Gene Ontology annotation, biological process: glutathione metabolic process. Lineage: Eukaryota; Viridiplantae; Streptophyta; Magnoliopsida; Poales; Poaceae. The transcript has a single exon. The coding region runs from base 182 to 868 and encodes 228 amino acids. The record is from RefSeq and is a predicted model, not a curated record. Gene Ontology annotation, molecular function: glutathione transferase activity. Gene Ontology annotation, cellular component: cytoplasm.